UUUCCAUAUCAUCGUGAACAAGCCAGGAAGUCGAGAAGGGAAGUGGUCAGGUUGCGUCAUCGGUGAAUUCAGCUUCACUUCGCAAACUUAAGGUGAAAGCUUAAAAUGUCCUAAAAAUAAAUCUGGGAGGAGCAAAAACCUGCAAGAAGUCAGCACAGAGGCGCACAGGAGGAAAUGGAGGACUCGGUGAAGACAAGUUUAUAAAAUGUUCAAGGUUUUAGUUUUGAAAUUUUGAAAAGAAGAUUUGGGGAAUAUUUAAAAAGCAAAAAUGAGACGAGUUCGAAGGAAAGGAGCGAACAAGGAGAAAGUGUUUGGCUGUGAUUUGAUGGAGCACCUCACGGCCACCAACCAAGAGAUCCCUGUGGUGCUGAGGAGCUGCAGUGAGUUUGUGGAGAGUCAUGGCAUCGUGGACGGGAUCUACAGAUUGUCAGGGGUCUCCUCCAACAUACAGAAGCUCAGGUCGGAGUUUGAGAGUGAGUCCUCUCCGGACAUGAAUAAAGACACUUAUCUCCAGGACAUCCACUGUGUGAGCUCUCUGUGUAAGGCCUACUUCAGAGAACUGCCCAACCCCCUGCUCACCUACCAGCUCUACGACAAGUUCGCCGAGGCUGUGGCGCUCCAGCUGGAGGAGGCGAGACUGGUGAAGAUCAGAGACGUGCUCAAAGAACUGCCCCCUCCUCACUACAGGACAUUGGAGUUCUUGAUGCGUCACUUGGUUCGAGUGGCUUCUUUCGCCUCAGAGACAAACAUGCACUCGAGAAACCUGGCCAUCGUCUGGGCCCCGAACCUGCUCCGGUCGAAGGAGAUCGAGGUGUCUGGGUUUAACGGCACAGCGGCGUUCAUGGAGGUCCGGGUCCAGUCCAUCGUAGUGGAGUUCAUCCUCACCCACGUCCCUCAGCUGUUUCCUGAACCAGGUGUGUCGACUGAGAGAAGGAAGUCCCUCCCCUCUCCAUCUCUCCUGGUCAAUCAGGAUGAGCUGUUCUUCAAGUCACAACCGACGGUGAACAUCGGCAACCUGAGUCCUGGAGACGGUCCUCUGCCCAUACGACCCUAUCACUCAAUCAUCGAGGGCACUGACAAGAGGAAAGGGUCUCUGAAGGGCAGGAAGUGGAUGUCCAUUUUUAACAUCGGAGGACGAAUAACCGAGACUCGAAGAAAACACAAACACUCCACAAAAGAAAAAGAACAUCCCACCUUGAGGUCGGCGCGAAGUAUGGACUCUCUCAGCUCUCCCUCCAAUAACGACCCCAAACGCUCCCCACGGCCUCCCUCCACUCACCUCUCCAUCCCCCAACCACAGCCAAUGGCCCAGCCCGACCCCGCCCCCUCCUCCUCACCGCAGGGAGGCAGCAUGUACGCCGUCACCUACCGCAGGGGCACCGGGCUGGUCAGUACCGGGACUCAGGGCACCUACACAGCCUUAGAUCCUGAAGGACUAACACCUCCUUCAGAAGCCGUCCAGACCAGAUCUCCAGGACUCUCGACCAAAGCAGGACGCAGGAUCGCCAUGCACAUAACGGGCCCGACCAUGGUCACUGUCCCUCUGCACAUCACUUCAAAUUUGGCGUUCGGAGUUCUGCAAGGAGGAGGGGCUGAUCGGGUUAUACACAGAGGGAGGGACAGGGAGCAAGGAGAUGUAAAAAGUGAAAGGAAAGGAAGCGAGGUGGAGAAAAAGGAGGAAGAGGACGAGGAAGUGGAUGGAAAGACUGGAUUGGAAAAUAGUGAGGAUGGAGGAGAGAAAGAGGAGAGAGAGAAAAAGGAGAGAGGAGGAAAGGAUGGAGAGGAGAUGGAGAGAAGACAGCGUCAGUGGGAAGAGGAGCCAACGAUCACAAAAAGAACAAAAAGUGAAGCAUCAAACUCAGAAGAACAAGAGAAAGAUGAAAACCAAGAUGAUGAAUACAUGGAUAUGAAGGGGGGGACGAAAGGACAUCACCACCACCAUCACGAUGAACCAAAACCAGACGCUGCAGAAGCCUCCGCGUUUGAUCCAGAAGAGGUUUUAAACUCUACAGAAGUGGACGACCUCACUCUGUCUGGAUACGUGCAGGACAACUUUGAAUUCCUGGACCAGAUGGACUGCAGCAUCAUGGACUGCAGCGUGUCCAACCAGAUUAAUGAAUUUUCCGUGGAGCCUCCGGGACACUAUGACGAAGAGUACGAAACCAUGGACCAAUCACAUCACAGUCCUAUGCCGUUAAGCCCUUCCCUUCUUGCCACAGUCUCUCCCACUUCCCCCGUAGCCCCUCCCACACACAUGAGCCCGCCCCGUCACCUCACGACAGACCUUUACCAUCGCCACACCAAAUCCCUGAGCCUGCCCUACAUCACCUCACCGGGCCCGUGUCCAGAUGGGUGCAGCUCCGAAGACGACGAUAUGAGCGACGAUCAGGAAUAUGUCAGCAGUAGUGAUGAAGAAGACGACGAUGAUGAAAAUAUGUUUGUGAAAAGUUUACCGUCUGAUUUCUUUCUAAAUAAUUUGACAAAUACGGAAAUACAACUUGAGGAGGACGGAAAAUUAGAUGGUGCAAUCUUGGAGGAUACAGAGCAAAAUGUAAUGGUUGGAGAAGCUUCACAAAGUAUUCAAGAUCAGAUUUUGGUUAAAAGGGAGGAUGAAAAUACAUUUGGGAAAAAUGAAGAGUCUGAUUUAUUUCUAAAUAACUUGACAAAUACAGAAAUACAACUCAAGGAGGACCAAAAAUUAGAUGGUGCAAGCUUGGAAGAUAUAGAGCAAAAUGUAUUGGUUGGAGAAACUUCACGAAGUAUUCAAGAUGAGAUUUUGGUCCAAGAAGAUGAUGGGAAUAUGUUUGUGAAAAGUUUACCUUGUGAUUUCUUUCUAAAUGAUUUGACAAACACGGAAAUACAAGGCCAGAACUUAGCUGAUGCAAACUUGGAAGAUACACAACAAAAGGUAUCGGAAGCUUCAAAAAGUCUUCAAGAUGAGAUUUUGGUCAAAGAAAUUGACGAAAACAUCUUAUCAUCCAAUAUCUUUCUAGAUAAUUUGCCAAAUACGGAAAUGCAACUCGAGGAUGACCAAAAAGAUGAGAUUUUCGUGGAGGAGGAAAUCAAAAAUCAAACUCAUGAAUCAACAGAUGAGGACUUGCACGAUAUAGGAAGUGAAACUGUAGUGAUCCACAAAGAUGAACUGGAGUCAACUGAAAAACAUGCAGAAUUUGAGGAAAGAAACCAAGACAGACAGAGUUCAAAAAAUACAAAGGACAAAACAGGAAAUGUAAUUCAAGAGGCGCUAUAUCAAACUCAUGAACCAGCGAAUGAGGACUUGCAGGCUGAAAGUGAAAGUGUGGUAAUGCAGGAAGACACAAUGGAUGGUUCAGAUAAAUUAGAAGAUUUGGAAAUGCAGUGUAAACAGGAAGUGGUUGCAAAUGAAGAGAAAACACAGGAACAAGACCAUUUUCAGGAAAUAGAUGCAAGAGUUACAAGCAUUGAACCAGCAGAUAGCAGCACAGAGGAACCCACUCCUGUUGAUGAAGGCAUUGACCAAGUGGACCACGUACUUUACCAGCAAAUGGAGCGCGCAGAUGAGAAGCACAUUACCUUUUACAAUCCACUGUUUCAGGAAGAAGAGGAAAUCACAGGCGGCCAUUUUGAGCCAGCGAAACAGGAAGUUUGUCAAGAUACAGAACAAAUAGUACCACCUGAACUGGACGGUGGUGACAGUGUUGUAAAUAUGCUACAAGAACAAUCUGAUGAUGAAGAUAUUUUUGACAAUGAAAUUGGAAAACAAGAAACUAUUGAAAAGCUUGAUAAUAUUUUGGUUAUAAUGGAGGAAAUGAUUAGCGGUAGAAGUGAAGUGAUUGAGGAUAUAGAAACACAAGCAAAAGACAUAGAAAAGGCAACGGAUAAUGGCGAGACCAAAGGUGUAUUGGAUUCAGGUGUAAAUAGUGCUGAAAAUGAGACAAUUGUUAUGCGAAAGGACAAAUCUGAAGCAAAUAUCAAACUUGAAGAUGGACAUUUUGAAGCGCAAAGUCACCAAGACAUAGUAGAAAAAACUGGCGAAACACCACAAAAUGUAUCUCAAACCGAAAAACCUCUGGACAAGGAACUCCAUUCUGUGCAAAGCGUCGGAAGCAAAGUUGUAACCUCAAAAUUACCAAAAGUUUAUCAAGUGAAAGCAGUACCGAUCGUCCCGCCGAAACCGCAGCACUGCAAGCUGACGGCCCUAAAGCUACGCCAACAACAGCAGCAAAGGGAAAGGGCCCGAGAGGAGAGGUUGAGCCACGGAGCGGAGGUGGAGGAGCAUUUAAAUAUGGCGUCAAGGGCGGGGGCGGAGAGGUGGAGAGAGGGGGAGGAGAACGCCAGACACAGCCCCCAGAGCAUGUGCUUCGACGAGGCUGUGGCCAUCGCGACCCUACGGAGAGGCAGAGGGAGGGACGGCGAGAGAGACAGGCCGAAAGAGUAGAAGAAGAAAUGUACAAACUGUUUUCAUUUGAUACUUGGCACUGAUGCUGGGGGGUUCGGCAUGUGUGUCUAUGGUGGAUAAUUCAGCAGAUACUAUGGUUAGGAAACACUGCCAGAAAAGUUUUAAGAUUGUCUGAAAACUUGAGGGAACAUUUUCAGGAGCCUGUGAUCAAUACCAGCAUUCAUAGUUGUUUUAUUUUCAACAAACAGUGAAAGUGACUAACUGAAAAACUGUUGGCAUGUGACUGUGACAUUAUUUGAAGUCUUGUUUAACAGCACAAACCAGCUGUAGUUCCAGCUAAAUCAGUUUUCAUGGUCAGAUUGUGUACAAAACAGACAAAGCUCAGAGUAAAGUCUAACUUGAGUAACGGGGAUUCAGACAGAGCAGUGCCCUCAGUUAGCUUCACCAUCCUCAGGGAGUGUUGAUGACAUCAGCUGCAAAGUAUCAAAAGCUAGUUUAGUUUAGUUUACUGAUGUAAAUUUAGGGGAGUGGGAGAAGAGUGGACUGAAGAAUUAAGAUAACAUUGGAUGGCGAAAGACUGCAAAAAUAUAAAGCUCUUCCACUUGUGUUAAAAUGAAAGAAUUUUGGUGACGUCAUCUGAUUGUCUCCAUGGAAAUUAGAUUAAUGCCAUAUAGUGAAAAAUCCAAAGCAAUAGCAUCGUCCUGGAGACAAGCAGGUGACCAUACGCUAGGGCAGGGGUGGGCAAUUAUUUUCCCAUGGGGGCCACAUCAGAAACGAAAAAUAUUCUGGAGGACCAGGUCAAAAUGUUUAACUCAAUUCUACAAAAUAUGAAUUGUAUUUCUUCAUAAAAAGCAGUAAAUAGCAUAGUUUUGGCAAGCUGGUUUAUGACAAGAGUUUAUGUUAUGACUAAACAAUGAAAAAGUGAGGUUGCUUUACAGAAAAUGGCAUAAAAAAACACCUCUAAAAUUAAAACAAUGCAGCUUUAGUCCAUGCAUGAGGUCUUAUGAUAAAAUAUGUUUAUUUUGUGAUUCAAAUGAGCUUAAACAGGAGCUGUACAAUGCCCAGGUCUAUGCUAGGGUGACCAGAUAUCCAUAUUUACACCAGGCAGUCCCAGUUUUGAGCCCUGUGUCCCCUGUCCCAGUAGAUUUAUCCAGAACCAAUGAUUUGUCCCAGUUUUAUACAAGAAAUGUCCCAGGUAGGGAUGUAACAAUAACCGAAAUAUUGUGAUAUUGUAUUGUCAAAAGUCUCACAAUAAUAUCAUGGACCAUCACAAUAUAUCGAAUUACAUCUUUGCUUAAAUUAAGAGUUAUGGUGCAGCAACAGCUAAAAAAAAAAAAAGACAGAACUACACAGACCAUGAUCCUUUGCUCCAUUACAGUGUAGACUACAAGAAGAAAUUCUUGAGCACUAUUACGUCUUAGUUCUUUGGAUUAAGUCAUGUUAAGGCAUUUUACGAUGAAAAAGUAGCAUAUUUAUAUAUAGUUUUGUUAGCCUCGACAAAAUAUCGUAAUAAAUAUCGUACUCUGAGAUGUAUAUCGUGAAAAUAUUGUACUGAGAGAUUUGGAUAUUGUUGCAUCGUGAGCCUCCCCACCAUAUCGUGAGAUUUCCCACGAUAUCGCAGAAGAUAUCGUACCGUGAGGUUCAUACUGUGAUGAUAUCGUAUCAUGAGACUUGGAUAUCGUUACACCCCUAGUCCCAGGUGUCCCUAUUUUUACCAAUUUGAUAUAUGCCAACAGUAAAAAAGAGGCAUAAAGUGUCAUUUGUUUCGGUAAAAUACAGAAAAGCUUAAAAACGACCAAACCACAAAGAAAAUGUGACUAUACUGGCUCACAUGUCAUGAAUGAGAUGAGUGCAGAACAGUUUUGCUUAAUUACGCCCUCGAUUCACAAUUUUAUUAUUACCAACUACCAAUCCCAGUUUUUGAUUUUGAAAAUUUGGUCACCCUACCAUACUCUGAUAAAGUUACACACUGCACCUUUAAGUUUAUUUGACACAUUAUUUUGAGUCAAGCCAAGUGUCAGAUAAAUAAGUCCGUAAAUAACAAAUAUUAGUCAGUCCACUUUUCUCCAACUGCCCACAAUGGAAAAGGUCUGCAUUUUUUUAUUACUAUGAUUAUGUUUUAUGAUCAGAACAUGUCAAUAUAUUUUUGUAUACUUGUUUGCACAUGGAAAUAUUGAAUAAAAUAUACACUUUUGUUAA
Boleophthalmus pectinirostris (great blue-spotted mudskipper) is the source of this 6577-nucleotide messenger RNA. RefSeq lists its product as uncharacterized. Gene Ontology annotation, molecular function: GTPase activator activity. The record is from RefSeq and is a predicted model, not a curated record. The coding region runs from base 269 to 4417 and encodes 1382 amino acids. NCBI's taxonomy places the organism in Eukaryota, Metazoa, Chordata, Actinopteri, Gobiiformes, Gobiidae. Gene Ontology annotation, biological process: small GTPase-mediated signal transduction. The transcript has 14 exons.